Messenger RNA from Alosa alosa (allis shad), 2208 nucleotides. RefSeq names its product protein phosphatase 1, regulatory subunit 8b (gene ppp1r8b). The transcript is spliced from 7 exons. Gene Ontology annotation, molecular function: protein serine/threonine phosphatase inhibitor activity; protein binding; mRNA binding. NCBI's taxonomy places the organism in Eukaryota, Metazoa, Chordata, Actinopteri, Clupeiformes, Clupeidae. Bases 28 to 1068 code for a protein of 346 amino acids. Gene Ontology annotation, cellular component: nuclear speck. The record is from RefSeq and is a predicted model, not a curated record.
CUUCUUGUGAAUGAAGAAUGAAGCGAAAUGGCUAACACCAAAGCUGACGUUAAUAUACCGAAUUUUGAAUGUCCUUCAUGGGCAGGGAAGCCCCCUCCUGGACUUCAUCUGGACGUAGUGAAAGGAGAUAAACUCGUUGAGAAACUCAUAAUCGAUGAGAAGAAGUUCUACCUGUUCGGGAGGAACCCGGACAUGUGUGAUUUCACCAUUGACCAUCAGUCAUGCUCUCGCGCGCAUGCCGCUCUGGUGUACCACAAACACCUCAAAAGGGUGUUCCUUAUCGACCUCAACAGCACACACGGUACAUUUCUGGGCCACAUUCGGCUGGAGCCUCAUAAGCCCCAGCAGGUGCCUAUCGACUCCACCAUGUCGUUUGGGGCCUCCACGCGCUUCUACACCAUAAGAGAGAAGCCUCAGAGCCAACCUGGGGCGGCACCAGGAGACAGCAAGGCCGGGGAGGACGAGGAGCUCAAGGGCCUCCUGGGGUUACCAGAGGAGGAGACUGAGCUGGAGAAUCUGACCGAGUUCAACACGGCCCACAACAAGCGCAUCUCCAGCCUGACCAUCGAGGAGGGCAACCUGGACAUCCAGCGGCCCAAGAGGAAGCGCAGAAACUCCCGAGUGGCCUUUAAGGAGGACGACGAGAUCAUCAACCCAGAGGACAUAGACCCAUCAGUUGGACGCUUCAGGAACAUGGUGCAGACCGCAGUGGUUCCUAUGAAGAAGAAGAAACUGGACGGUUACCAGAAUGCGCUCGGCCUGGACGACUCGGUGCCUCGCUCACACACCCUCAGCCUCGGCGCCCGGGGUGGGCUUUACUCCGAUCUGCCACCCAGCCACCAGGAGGGGCACCCCGGGGCCACCAUCCUCGGGGGGCUGCCGCUGCCCCUGCCCAACCCCGCGCCAGAGGUGGACCUGGCCCCCGAGCCCCAGCUGCCGCCCAUCACCCUCAACCCCACCCCAGUGACGGGCCUCUACCCGCCCGAGGCCCUCAACGAGCCACGCAAGAAGAAGUAUGCCAAGGAGGCGUGGCCCGGGAAGAAGCCCACCCCCUCGCUGCUCAUUUAGCCAAUGGGGCGUCGGCGCUGUCUCGCGUGGGUGGACACUUCAUAGGGAUGGCACAAGGAGGAGUAUUGAAGAACAGGGAGGCGGCAGUUUGUGGACUGACUUUUUUCACACAUUUUUUACACAGAUCUAUUUAUACAGGGUUUGUCUCACUUUGUUAUGGGGUGGGUGGGGUGUGAAACUUGCUCCAGAAACUUGUAUUAGCCAAUGAGUGACACUUGAUUGCAUUCCAUCUGUUGUCAUCCAUCGCAAGGACCAUGAUUAGUCUGUUUCCCCUGACCCCAUCAUACCAAUUACGUACAAGACUGUGACGAGGUCGCCAUGUGAUUUCUGACUUUCGAUAACCCUGUGGUUUUGACAUCAUUUUAGUUUCGUUUUAUUGAGGACUUUUUAACAUGUACAGUGUUGCACCCCCAUGAAUCUUUGCAGGUUGCUUGCAUCAAAAGGCUCAUGGGUAUUCCUUCAUGUAGUAGAGUGCUAUGAAUGGUAGUUAUAUAUCUGCACUCGGACUCAGUCAGGGAUGGCCUCACUGUGACUUGUGUGUUUGGGUCUCUUCAAGGUUAUAUUUUCUUGAUGGUUAAUUUGUGUAAUUUGUACUUAAUUUCUUUAGCUAUUCAUACUUUGUCCUCUCUACACAUACAAAGGACAAAAUUUACCAUAUGUUAACAAAGCCAGUUCUCCAAGACCAGUGGAUUGAAAUGUCAAGUGGAGUGUCUGAAAGUGAAGACAUCUGUGGUCAACAACCGUACUGACCUCAACAAAAUGGACCGUUGAGGACAGAAGUGAAGAGUGCAAGCCAAACACUCCCCAGACCGGAAACCGUUAUUUGAAUGAUUUUUUUUUUGCAUCCACAAGAUGGUGCUGUGAGCAACACAACCUUCCGGAGUAGUUGAGUCUUACCAAUGUUGGGCAUUGUGGGCUGGUCUGGCUCACUUACAAGUGAACUUAAGGAAAAACAUCCUUAUUUGAACUUAACUUGGUCUGCUCUGGUACUUGGAAACAUACUACAAAAACACCAAACACCUACACGUUCUCCUCAUAAUGGCUGUGUAAAUGAAAACUUUUGUUUUGUCGGACAUAGUGUCCAGUGUGUCUUUGAUACGUCUGAGAGCAAAUAAACACAUUUGUCAUUUUUUAACAUUU